CACAAGGCGACGACCGGCGCCGUGACAAAGCUUUGCGGCUUAUAAAAACGCACAUGCCCAAGACCACCCCCAUCAAACAACAAACCCCACACGCACCCGGCGAAGUAGACAGACACACACAGAUACACAAACGGAAACUCAGAGGAGCUGCUGCUGUUCCUGAGCUGCUCGGCUCGUCUCAGCCAUCAUGGGGGUGCAGAGCAGCGACGGCCAGGUGAUGUUCUCCUCCAUCGCGCUGCUGCAGCAGCGGUUCAGGAAGCUGGAGAGGAUCAGGGAGAAGCGGGAGGAGAGGCUCCUCCACGUGCUCGCUCCCCGCCCCGCCGCUGCCCCGAGGGAGACGCCGGUCAAGUGGUUCUUCCACCCGGAGCUGCUCUACCCGUGCAGGCCGCUGCGCGACACCGCUGCCGUCACCUUAUUCCCAGCCGUGCCGACCACUGCCAGUGAAUGCAAAACCUUCCAGCUCCGCGGCGACCCCAUCGCGGUGGAGCUGUGGCCUAGUAAGAUCUACAACUACAAGCAUGUCUCUGGCGAAGUCGACGUCGACACCUCACUGCACCUCUAGACUGCUGUGCUGCUACUGCUACUGGAAAAAUGUUGCAAUGCCCUAAGCUGAUGUUAACCUUGCCAGUCUCAUCGCUCGUAGGAGUUGCUCUCGCUGUUUUUGUGCUAGCCUACUACUAUGUUUUUCUCUUCUGUUGUAACAAGGGGUAUUAGGAGGGGUGAUGGGGAGCUGUAAUUAUUACCCGUAGUACCGAUGGUCUUGGAGUUGUUUUCUUGUCACCUUCGCGCACUAGAACUGCUUGCAUCUUCCAAUUCGGCACUGUUGUCAUCCGAGCAUGAGAGUAUUUCUGCAGGGCAGCCAUUCUCUGUAAUGUCUGGACACUCGUCAUCAUCGCUGUUGGACGAAUCGCCACAGUCUUUCUUCUUCCGUUUGAUGAUCUUCUUGGAAAUCAGACGGUUCA
Messenger RNA from Panicum virgatum (switchgrass), 962 nucleotides. RefSeq lists its product as uncharacterized. The transcript has a single exon. The record is from RefSeq and is a predicted model, not a curated record. The coding region runs from base 188 to 562 and encodes 124 amino acids. Lineage: Eukaryota; Viridiplantae; Streptophyta; Magnoliopsida; Poales; Poaceae.